AUGGAUACUCAAUUUGUAAAAGGAGAAUCAUCUACUUCUUCCCACUUCUAUUAUCAUUAUGACGUAUUCCUGAGUUUCAGAGGUGAAGAUACGCGCAAAAAUUUCACCAGUCAUCUUUAUUUCAGAUUGUGUCAAGUCGGAGUUAAUACCUUCAUAGAUGAUGAAGAAUUGAGAAAGGGAGAAGUCAUUUCAGUCAAACUUGAGAAAGCAAUUGAAGAAUCUAGGGUUGCCAUUGUUGUUUUCUCCAAAAAUUAUGCUUCGUCUAGUUGGUGUCUUGAUGAACUCGUUAAAAUUCUCGAUUGCAGAGAGAGGUUAAAUCAGGUAGUUUUGCCUAUUUUCUAUGAUGUUGAUCCUUCUCAAGUGCGAAGGCAAACUGGGUCCUUUGGUGAAGCUUUGGCAAAACAUAAGGAACGAUUGUUUGGAGCUCAAAGGGUGGAGAAGUGGAAAGCUGCAUUGACUGAAGCCGCAAAUCUAUCUGGAUGGAAUUUGCAAAAUGUUGCUGACGGGAAUGAAUCAAAAUUUAUUGAAAGUAUUAUAAAACAAGUUUCUCAAGAGGUCAACAUCCAGACACCUCUAGAUGUUGCUUGGCACCCAGUUGGAGUAGAUUCUCGUGUCAAAGCUAUAGAGUUAUUACUGCAAAGUGGAUGUGAGCAUGACAUUCGCAUGGUUGGUAUAUGUGGCGUUGGUGGGAUUGGAAAAACAACUCUAGCAAAAGCUAUCUACAACCAAUUAAUAUUUCAACACUUCGGUGGUAGUUGCUUCCUUUCCGAUGUUAGAUCAGAAUCUGAAGCAUUUGGUCUAGUCAAGUUACAAGAAAAACUACUCCGGCAAGUUCUCAAAAUUAAGGAUGUCCAAGUUAGCAGUAUUGCCGAAGGUGUCAAUCUAAUCAAAGCAAGACUAGGGUCAAAGAAGGUUCUAAUUGUUCUUGAUGACGUGGGUCAUAGUAGCCAAUUAGAAUCCUUAACAAGAGAAAGAAGUUGGUUUGGCUCUGGUAGUGUAAUAAUUAUUACAACCCGAGACGAGCAUUUGCUAUGUGGGCUUAGAGAAGAUGAGAGAUAUGAGGCCAAACUACUAUAUCCAGAUGAGUCUCUGCAACUUUUGUCUCGUUGUGCUUUCAACAGUCUUUCUCCACCACAAGGAUAUGUUGAGCUGGCACAAGAUGUAAUCAAAUACUCAGGUGGGCUACCAUUAGCUCUUGUGACAUUGGGGUCACAUUUGCAAGGGAGAUCUGUAGAAGAAUGGAGAUGCGAGUUCGAAAAACUAAGAGCAAUUCCUCAUUGUGAUAUUCAAAAGAUCCUCAAGAUAAGCUUUGAUGGACUUGAUUCUGAUACUCAAAGUGUUUUCCUUGAUAUCUCAUGCACCUUCCAUGGAUUUUCUAAUGAUGAAGUUACCAAAACAUUAUAUGCAUGUGGUUUUUAUUCUGAAAGUGCAAUUGCAACUUUGGUCAAAAGACACUUGCUUCAAAGGGAUGAACUUUGUUUGAGGAUGCAUGAUCUAGUGCGGGAUAUGGGAAGAGAAAUUGUUCGCAUGGAAUCUCGAUACCCUGGAAAACGGAGUAGAUUGUUCGACCCUCAAGAUGUCCGUGAUGUUCUACAAGGAAAUAAAGGUUCCAAAAAUGUAGAAGUACUGGUGGUAGAACGAUGGGCAUUAAAAGGUGUGAACUUGAGCACCAAAGCAUUUCAGAAAAUGAUAAAUCUUAGGGUGCUUAUAAUUGACGGCGAGUUACAUAUCAGUGGAAAUUUUGAGCUAUUGUCCAAAACUUGUAGUUCUGAAUAUGCAAGAGAUUUGAAGAAGCUGAAUCUCUCUGAUUGCCAGCGCCUCAGAAGUACUCCAAACUUCAAUGGUUCACAAAGUUUCGAGACUUUGUGGCUUUGGAAUUGCUCGAGUCUGAAGGAGAUCCAUCCAUCAAUAGGAAACUUGGACAUACUAACUGAUCUGCGUAUAAAGCAAUUGCCCGGAUCUGUUGAAAUGCUAAGAGAUCUUAUAAAUUUGCAAGUGGGAGGUCCAAAUUUAGAGGCCAAAAGGAGAUUUUCUCAAAGAAGAGUCCAUCACGUAGAAUCCUUGCCAAUUUUUAUUUCAUAUCUAAGCCUUUCAUAUUGUGGUUUCUCGGAGGCUGAUAUUCCUAGGGAUAUUGGGAGUUUAUCCUCCUUAAGAUCUUUAGAUUUGAGUGGCAACAGUUUCCAUUGUCUACCCUGUGAUUUUUCUAAGUUUCGAUUCUUGAGAGAGCUGCGUUUGAAUGAUUGUGAGAAUCUUCAAACACUCCCGUCACUAUCAAAUUUAGAGUACCUUAAAAUUCUUGAACUUAGGAAUUGCAAAAAACUGGUCAAGAUUACAGGGUUGGACAACCUCCCUUCUAUAAUGAAGAUGGACAUGAUUAAUUGUACUUCUCUGCAGAAUCCAUUCAAUGAAGGCUUCUUUAGUGCCCAGGCUCUAUCAUUUCACACUCUGAAGAAGCAAGUUUUACGAAUUUGUGUCGAAUGCAAUGAGAUUCCAGAUUGGUGCAGCAAUAAAGUGACAGCUCCAUCUAUCUGUUUCACUAUGCCCACAUUGUUAUCUUUUGGCUAUUGGUUUUUAUUUUGUUCAUCAAAUAUUUUAAAAUACUUAAGUAUUUAUUGUUGCAAAAACUGUAGGCAUGAAUCAAAGUUUAUUGAAGGUAUUAUAAAACAAGUUCUGCAAGAGGUUAACCAGACACCUCUAGAUGUUGCUCAUUACCCAAUUGGAUUAGAUUCUCCUAUCAAACAUAUAGAGGUGUUACUGCAAAGUGGAUGUGAGCAUGAAGUUCGCAUGGUUGGUAUAUGUGGCGUUGGUGGAAUUGGAAAAACAACUUUGGCAAAAGCUAUCUAUAAUCGAAUAUUUCAACGGUUUGAUGGUACUUGCUUCCUUUCUGACAUUAGAUCAAAAACUGAAGAAUCGGGUCUGGUCAAGCUUCAAGAGAAACUACUUUAUCAAAUCCUCAAAACUAAGGAAUUUGAAGUUGAUAGUGUUGCUGAAGGUGUUAAUCUCAUCAAAGCAAGACUUGGGUCUCAGAAGGUUCUAAUUGUUCUUGAUGACGUGGAUCAUAGAAGCCAAUUAGAAUCCUUAACAAGAGAAAGAAGUUGGUUUGGCUCUGGUAGUGUAAUAAUUAUUACAACCCGAGACGAGCAUUUGUUGUAUGGGCUUACAACAACUGAGAUAUACCAGGCCAAACUUUUAAAUGAAAAUGAAGCUCAGCAACUUUUUUAUUGCCAUGCUUUUAACAGUCUUUCUCCACCACAAGAAUAUGUUAAACUGGCACAAGACAUAAUAAAAUAUUCAUAUGGGCUACCAUUAGCUCUUGUGACAUUGGGGUCACAUCUGCUAGGGAGAUCCGUUAAAGAAUGGAGAUACGAGUUCAAAAAACUAAAAGCAAUUCCUCAUGGUGAUAUUCAAAAGAUUCUCAAGAUAAGCUUUGAUGGACUUGAUGUCAAUACUCGGAGUGUUUUCCUUGAUAUCGCAUGUGCCUUCCAUGGUUGUUAUGAGGAUGAAGUUGCCAAAACAUUAAACGCGUGUGGUUUUUAUUCUGAAAGUGCAAUUUCAACCUUAGUCCAAAGGAACUUGCUCCAAAGGGAGGAUCGGCCUGGUUUGGUGAUGCAUGAUCUAGUGCAGGAAAUGGGAAGAGAAAUCGUUCGCAUGGAAUCUCAAGACCCUGGAAAACGAAGUAGAUUGUUCAACCCUCUAGAAGCCAUUGAUGUUCUACAAGGAAAUAAAGGUUCUGAAAAUGUAGAAAUACUGGUGGUAGAACGACAGGCAUUAAAGGGUGUGAAGGUGAGCACCAAAGCAUUUCAGAAAAUGAAAUAUCUUAGGGUGCUUAAAAUUGAUGACUUACAUAUUAGUGGAGAUUUUGAGCUAUUGUCCAAGGAGCUCAGAUGGCUGUCUUGGAAAGGAUGUCCUUUAAAAUGUAUACCGUCAAAUUUUCCAUCUGAGAAACUUGUAUUUCUGAAUAUGAAAGGGAGCAAUAUCCAAGAAUUUGGUUUGAAUUUGCAGUAUUGUAGAAAUUUGAAAAAGCUGGAUCUCUCUGAUUGCAAGAGCCUUAGAAAAACUCCAAACUUCAACGGUUCACGAAGUCUCAAGACUUUGUGGCUUGAGAAUUGCUCAAGUCUAAAGGAGAUUCAUCCAUCAAUAGGAAAUUUGGACAGACUAACUGAUCUUAAAUUGAAUGGUUGCAAAAAGAUUACGGAUCUUCCGAGCAGCAUAUGCCAGCUAAAAUCCCUUCAAUACUUGUACAUUAAUGACUGCUUAUCUUUACAAACACUGCCAGUUGACAUUGGAGAUAUGCAAAGCCUAAGUAUUCUUAAUGCAGGUGAAACAGGUAUAAAAGAAUUGCCUGGAUCUGUUGAAAUGCUAGGAAAUCUUAUAAUUUUGGAAUUAGGAGGUCAAUACUUGGAGACCAAAAGGAGGUUUUCUCAAAGAAGAGUCCGCUGCGUAGAAUUCUUGCCAAUUUUUAUUACGAUGUUAAGCCUUCGAUAUUGUGGUUUCUCGGAGGCUGAUGUUCCUAGGGAUAUUGGGAGUUUAUCCAACUUACAUGAUUUAGAUUUGAGCGGCAACAGUUUCCUCAAUCUACCCUUUGAUUUUUCCAAGUUACCACGGUUGAGUUCCUUGCAUUUGAAUGAUUGUGAGAACCUUCAAACACUCCCGUCAAUAUCAAAUUUAAAGUACCUUACAACUCUUGAACUUAGGAAUUGCCAAAAACUGGUCAAGAUUACAGGGUUGGACAACCUCCCUUCAAUAGAGAAGAUGGGCAUGAUUAAUUGUACUCUUCUGCAGAAUCCAUUCAAUGAAGGCUUCUUUAGUGCCCAUGCUCUAUCAAUUCCGUCUAGAAAACAUCAACGGUAUGAGCUGUCAUUACAAAUUAAUCACGAAAGCAAUGAGAUUCCAGAUUGGUGCAGCAAUAAAGUAACAGCUACAUCUAUCUGUUUGACUAUGCCCACAGUACAUAAUAACAAGUUCUUAGGAAUGGUUCUCUGGUUUGUUUGCCGCCUUUGCGAUGUACAUGAGCUUAUACACUUCGCUGUUACUGUUGCCCAUAUAAAGCGUUCAGGUUUUUCAUGGAUUUGGCCUUGUGAUAGAUCUGACAGUCACGAAGUAUCAUAUGUAUAUUACUUCUCUUACUCAAAUGAUACACCUUUUAAAGGCCUGAAUAUCAAAGGCGGGGAACAGAUAACAGUAGAGAAUGAAACUGGCAGAGGCACAGUAAAGAAAAUAGGGAUCCAUUUGUUAUACUUGGACCAACAUGGUAAUGUUACAUCGUUGCCGGGAGUUGUGGAUCAUUCUUAUACUCCCUCCUACCCACAAAGACUUUCAGCAGGGCAUAUCAACUCAAACAACGACAACAUAUCCAAUGAAAUCCUACAAGUGAGGUCCGUAUUAGUGGAUAUCAACGAGCAAAGUUCUGAGAGUGUGUUCAGUACCAUGGAAAAUGUGUUCCAUAGAAAUAGGUCAUGGACCUGGAUCUACCAAAUGAUAACAAUGCCUCUAAAAUGUCUUAUUGGAAAAUGUUUUUCCGGAGAAUAAGUACGUUUCUUACUUAUUUUCAUGUGUUCGUUAUGUAAGAAAAAGUUUGUUCUUAAAUUUC
This is a messenger RNA of Solanum tuberosum (potato), 5590 nucleotides long. RefSeq names its product TMV resistance protein N-like. The coding region runs from base 1 to 5529 and encodes 1842 amino acids. Gene Ontology annotation, molecular function: ADP binding; ATP hydrolysis activity; protein binding. Gene Ontology annotation, biological process: defense response; signal transduction. The transcript has 9 exons. NCBI's taxonomy places the organism in Eukaryota, Viridiplantae, Streptophyta, Magnoliopsida, Solanales, Solanaceae. The record is from RefSeq and is a predicted model, not a curated record.